Molecule: messenger RNA, 1626 nt
Organism: Penicillium griseofulvum
Lineage: Eukaryota; Fungi; Ascomycota; Eurotiomycetes; Eurotiales; Aspergillaceae
Product: GMC family oxidoreductase
Exons: 3
Coding region: 1-1626 (541 amino acids)
Molecular function (GO): oxidoreductase activity, acting on CH-OH group of donors; flavin adenine dinucleotide binding
Source: RefSeq, a predicted model, not a curated record
AUGGAUUUCACCGUCGCCGUGAUCGAAGCUGGAGAUUCAGUCCUCAAUAAUGCUAACGUAUCUGCCGUGACGGGCUAUGGUCGAGCAUUUGGGACACAACUCGACUGGGCCUACGAAACCGAAGACCAAACAUACGCAGGAGGAUCGAAGCAGAUUGUGCGAGCUGGAAAGGCUAUUGGUGGAACAAGCACUAUUAACGGGAUGUCGUACACUCGAGCGCAAAGAGCGCAAAUCGAUGCCUGGGAGCAGGUCGGAAACAAGGGUUGGAAUUGGGACAACCUCCUCACAUACUAUAAGAAGUCAGAACAGUUUCAGGUGCCAACACCAGAUCAAAUUGCUCGUGGCGCUGACUAUUACAUCUCCUAUCAUGGAGAAAAUGGCCCACUCAAAGUCGGUUGGCCUCAUGCAAUGACGAACGGCAGCGUGCUACCCGUGCUAGAUGAAACCUUUCAACAAAUAGGUCUCCCCUACAAUAGGGAUUGCAAUGGUGGUAGCAUGGUGGGACUCACAGUCCAUCCCAAUACCGUCGACAGGGAGGCUAACGUUCGCCAUGAUGCGGCCAGAGCUUACUAUUGGCCCUAUGAAAAUCGUUCCAAUCUCAAAAUUAUAUCAAAUACCUACGCGAACAAGAUUAUCUGGGCAAGCGAUUCGAGCGAGGCCGUUGCUAUUGGAGUUGAAGUUACCGGGGUCAAUGGAACGAAGACGAUAUAUGCUUCGAAGGAGGUAAUUCUGUCAGCUGGAUCCCUUAGAUCACCUGCUAUUCUGGAGUUGUCUGGUAUUGGAAAUCCUGACAUCCUCCGCAAAUAUGACAUUCCUGUCAAAGUCAACAUCUCCGCUGUUGGUGAGAACUUGCAAGAUCAAACCAACAAUGGGCUCUCUUAUGAGGGUAGUGAGUUCCGGUUGGGUUCGCCAACCUUCUCCGCUCUACCAUCAGCCGAUGACAUAUACGGCGACAAGGUUGGUGCUGUUGGGUCCCUCAUCAAUGCAAGCCUUGCGGAAUAUGCAAAGAAUGUAUCGGAUCACUCCAACGGUGCAGUCCAGGAAGCCAAUGUUCUGGCUGCUUUUCUACUACAGCACGAUCUAAUAUUCAAAUCACAAGUUCCAUACGCGGAGCUUGUGCUGCUUCCCAUCGGACACACAUUCACCAGUGAAUACUGGCCUCUUCUUCCUUUCUCCAGAGGAAGUGUCCACAUAAAGUCCAACGACGUCUCCCAACCACCCUCCAUCAACCCAAAUUUCUUCAUGUUUGGGCAGGAUCUGACGGCACAUGCUGAUAUUGCUCGGUAUAUCCGCAAGGCAUUCAGUACUGCACCCUUGAGCAAGCUUGUAGGAGAGGAAAUUUCACCAGGAAAGGAACAUGUUCCUGAUGAUGCGCCUGACUCUACGUGGGAGAGCUGGGUCAAGUCAGAAUAUAGAUCAAACUACCACCCAGUCGGCACCGCGAGCAUGUUGCCUCGGGAUAAAGGUGGCGUUGUUAACGCUGAUCUCAGGGUUUACGGUACUAAAAAUGUGCGAGUGGUUGACGCUUCUGUUGUGCCCUUCCAACUUUGUGGCCAUUUGACGAGUACUCUUUAUGCUGUGGCCGAGAAAGCGGCCGACUUGAUUAAAAAGCGAUAUAGGUUUUAG